CGGGGCCACACCCGGAAGCGGUGAGGAGCGCGGGGGCAGCACCGGCAGCACCGGGGAUCGGGAGAAGCCGCAGCGAUGUCGGAACGGAAAGUGCUGAACAAAUAUUACCCCCCGGACUUCGAUCCGGCCAAGAUCCCGAAGCUGAAGCUGCCCAAGGACCGGCAGUACGUGGUGAGGCUGAUGGCCCCCUUCAACAUGAGGUGCAAGACGUGUGGGGAGUACAUCUACAAGGGCAAGAAGUUCAACGCCCGCAAGGAGACGGUGCAGAACGAAUCCUACCUGGGGCUGCCCAUCUUCCGCUUCUACAUCAAGUGCACGCGCUGCCUGGCUGAGAUCACCUUCAAGACAGACCCUGAGAACACGGAUUACACCAUGGAGCACGGCGCCACCAGGAACUUCCAGGCAGAGAAGCUCCUGGAGGAGGAGGAGAAGAGGAUGCAGAAGGAGAGGGAAGAGGAGGAGCUCAACAAUCCCAUGAAGGUCCUGGAGAACCGAACCAAGGACUCCAAGCUGGAGAUGGAGGUCCUGGAGAACCUGCAGGAGCUGAAGGAGCUCAACCAGCGCCAGGCCAACGUGGACUUUGAGGCCAUGCUGACAGCGACAGAAGGGGGAAGGGGAGAGGGGCUGGGGGACAAAGGGACCAGGUGGGCGGGAGAGGGACGGGGCUGGGGACACCCGUGUGGGGGCUGUGGGAGCCCGAAGGGUCCCGUGAGGGCACCCAGGGCCCGGGGGGCUGCGGGGGGGGCAGCGGGGGUCCCGUCCCACCCGGAGCCCCCCCGGCAGGGCCCAGGUGAGAGCGAGUACUCGGAGCCCUUCGAGGGGGAGCAGGACCCGGCGCUCGAGGGCGGCUGCGACGAGGAGGCCACAGGGUGUCCGCGGCAGGGCGAGGGCCGGCGGGGGCGGCCGCGCCGGGGUCCCCAACUCUACGACACCCCCUCCGAGGAGUGGGACACGGCCGGGGAUGGCCCGGGGGGACCCCCGGCCCGCGAGAGCCGCCUCCCCCGCGACGACGAGCGCCCGGCAGACGAGUACGACCAGCCCUGGGAGUGGAAGAAGGAUCACAUCUCGAGGGCCUUCGCAGUGCAGUUUGAGAGCCCCGAGCGCUCCCCCAGCCUGUCCCGGCCGCUGCCGCGCUCCCCCCGCGCCCCCGGCGGCCCCCGGCCCGCCUGUCCCCCCAGCCCCCGGCACGUGGACACCUCGCUGCCCCUGGAGAAGCAGGCCUGGUACCACGGCCCCAUCGGGCGGGCGGGCGCCGAGACGCUGCUGGCGCUGUGCCGCGAGGGCAGCUUCCUGGUGCGUGACUGCGAGACCAGCCCCGACGACUACUCGCUGUCCCUCAGGAGCAGCCAGGGUUUCGUGCACGUGAAGCUGACGCGGACCCGGGAGCAGCACUUCACGCUGGGCCGGGCCGGGGCCGCCUUCCCGUCGGUACCGGCGGCCGUGGGGCACUACACGGCGCGGGCGCUGCCCGUGCGCGGUGCCCGCCACCUGUCCCUUCUCUACCCCGUGGCCGUGCAGCCCCUGUGAGCCCCGGACCCCCGGC
Pyrgilauda ruficollis (rufous-necked snowfinch) is the source of this 1543-nucleotide messenger RNA. RefSeq names its product YJU2 splicing factor homolog (gene YJU2). Gene Ontology annotation, cellular component: U2-type catalytic step 1 spliceosome. Gene Ontology annotation, biological process: mRNA splicing, via spliceosome. NCBI's taxonomy places the organism in Eukaryota, Metazoa, Chordata, Aves, Passeriformes, Passeridae. Bases 76 to 1527 code for a protein of 483 amino acids. The record is from RefSeq and is a predicted model, not a curated record. The transcript is spliced from 10 exons.